Molecule: messenger RNA, 1593 nt
Organism: Chara braunii
Lineage: Eukaryota; Viridiplantae; Streptophyta; Charophyceae; Charales; Characeae
Source: the annotation of a GenBank genome assembly
CAUGCAGGCACGACCGGCUGCUGCCGCAGGUCAGGAAGGAGUUUGAUCUUCUGCGGCGGAGCCUCGAAGGCGGUACGACCCGUCCAUGUACACCCAUCUGGAGUCGUGGGACACGCCAUUGCCCCCGUCGGACGAGGAGUCGGAGAAGGAAGAACUUUCGACGUUGCCUCUCGCUAGCGGCUCGACUCAGUUGUGGUCGCAGACGGUACGAGCAGGCGGGUCGGCUCCCGACGAAGGGGGCGAGCUCACGUCAUUGCUGCAUCAAGGCUUGCGGGACGUCGACGGCGGAGGAGUUGAUCUGAGGUUCGGGUUGUGUUCUGGCGGCGGCAGGGAUGCGAGCCGUACGUUCAUCAUCGACGGAGAUCGUUCGGCACGUGGCGUUGAGCAUGGUGGAAGUCUGCAUACGGAGCAGUCCACACUUCGUCGCGUUGCACCCGUGACUGGCGCGGUCGGGCCAUCGCCAGCAGGACGACAGCAUGGAUCGACUGCUCUGUCCGUGGAUCAAUUGACACCGACCUGGCCCGCACCCCCCGGGGUGGCAGCAGGGCCCCUGCGCAUGGGCGGUGCACGUUCGCUGAUGCCUGCGUGCACAACACCGAUCGAAUCCGGAGUGAGGGACGAGGGAACGUGCAGAGCGCCGGUACAUCCACGACCAACUGUGGAGAACAUAACACGUGGAGUGUCGAACAUGCGGGCACACAGCGAUGGAGGCAAAGACGACGUUGGAUUCGGUGACGACGCAGACGAAGGGAUGAGGGAAGACGUGGAAGCGGGGGACGACGACGACGACGUUCCAAUUCGGCCUUUGGGGAAGACGGCUGGGAGGGGGAGAGGACGCGACAGAGGUGGUGUCCGUGGUCGAUCCGUUGGCCAUGGAGGCCGAGGUGGCGUAAGUGACGACGCCGGGAAGUCUCCGACGUACUGGUCUGCAGAAGACCAAAUGCUCCUGGUGCGAUGCAAGCGGGAGCAAGAUAUGCACCUCGCCGGCUUGUCUCACAAUUACGGGCGGAUGAAGACGAAAGAGUGGAAGUGGGAGGACAUGUCGAAGCGGAUGGCGAAUGCGGGGAGGCCGAAGGACGCUGACGACUGCAUGAAGAAGUGGGACAAUCUGCUGAUGAACGAAGAGAGGAAGGAGCACAACUUCAAGUUCCGGAUGGACAUGGCGCUGUACAACGAGAUCCACGCAGGCAUGGUGGGGAACCACACGAUUUUCCCUCCCAACGUUGCCGACACCGGCAGUCCGGAUGGGGUGCAGCUGCCCAGGCGAGGAGCGGGUGGCGGGGAGUCUGUUUGUAGUGAGGCGGCCGGUGAAGGCUGCCCUGACGAGCGUUCUUCUGCGAGGGAGUCCGACAGCAACGUAGGCAGCGGGGCGGGAGGCGGGAAGUGGAAGAACGCGCGUCAGCAGGCAUUCGAGUCCAUCUCUGAUGUCAUGGAAUGCCAUGGCGCACUGAUAUCGUCGAUGAUCGAAUCGUCUAGCAAGCGGCAAUGCAGCAUCUUCACGAAGCAAUGCGACAUAUUGGAGCAGGAAGUUGCCGUCUAAAAAGCGCACUAUGCGGCGUCCGAUGAGACGCAGAGGAUGAUGUGCCAAACACU